AGCUUUCUGUCUGCAGAUAUAUGAUAAGCCAAGAACCGAGCUAUAAUAAGUUUGCACAACUUCCAAACUCUGGAAGAAUUAUCUUGGCAUUGGCUGAGUAUUUGAAUAUUGAAUCAGCUUGCAUUCUGAGACAGGUAAAAUGGCAGCAGCAGAUCCUUACAUGAAAAUGAAAAUUGAUCCUCAGAAUCUACAGAUUCAGACACGUACCGUGGAGAAGUUGCUGGAACCCCUCAUAAUUCAGGUUACCACAUUAAUGAAUUGCCCUCAGAAUCCUUCCGGGAAGAAAAAGGGAUGUUCCAAAAGAGCUCGUGUGAUCCUGGCUUCUGUGGAAGAAGCUACUUGGAACUUGCUGGAUAAAGGGGAGAAAAUUGCCAAAGAAGCUCCCAUCUUUAUGGAAGAACUGAACGCUGCUCUCCGUGAUGUUCGCAAAGAAAGUGAAGCUUUAAAGAUAACAGCAAAAAAAUUCACCGAUGAUCCCUGUAACUUAUCUAAAAGAGAGGCUGUUGUGCAAACAGCACGUGCUCUUCUGGCUGCUGUUACAAGACUUCUGAUUCUGGCAGAUAUGAUUGAUGUUUCAUACCUGUUGCAACAUCUAACCACAGUACAGAGAACAUUUAUGUCCCUUCGAAAUGUAUCUAGUAAAUCAGAACUGCAGAAAACAUAUCAACAUCUUCAGAAAGAAUUGAAGAAGCUGGACCAUUUGGCAUAUAAGCGACAACAG
This is a messenger RNA of Python bivittatus (Burmese python), 721 nucleotides long. Lineage: Eukaryota; Metazoa; Chordata; Lepidosauria; Squamata; Pythonidae. The record is from RefSeq and is a predicted model, not a curated record.